AGUUGUCGGUGAGUCACUGAGUUGUCAGAACUUUUAUCUUGCCUGGGUCCAAGGAUUCUAUUGGAUGUGAAGAAAAGUAGAAUCUGUUUUUUUUUUCUUUCACAGGGUGAAGUCAAGAGAUCAGAGAGGUGUAUAUAUGAUGCAAGACCCUGCGCUCCCAUAAACCACUGACCAGAGGACCACUUCUGCAUCUGUGGUUCUCGUGAACAUGGGGAAGAUCAGAGCAGUGUAUGCUCUCCUUUGGAUUGCACUGACACUGAAGUUAUCCCAUUCUGUCCCAGAUGAGUGUAAAGAGGAGACGGAGAGGCUUGGCCUGCAGCUGAAGGCUCUGGAGGAUCGCUUCCAGAAGCAGCAGCUUCAGAUCCAGCAGCUGCGUGCCGCCAGGGAGCAGGUACCCGCGGUCACCGGGGACCUCAUCCAACUGCCUGGGCCAAAUGAAUAUGCCGACUGUGCACAGAUCUUUAACAAUGGCAGCAAGGCAAGUGGGUUUUACAUGAUCAAGCCCGCGAGGAGUCCAUCUCAGAUCAAAGUGUACUGUGACAUGACUGAGGGAGGGGGCUGGACUGUCCUGCAAAGGCGCACUGACGGCAAUGAAUCUUUUGAGAGGGGAUGGGAGGAGUACAAGGAGGGUUUUGGAAACAUGGAGUCAGCUACUGGGGAGUUCUGGAUAGGAAAUGACAAUCUACACUAUUUGACAUCACAAGGUGAUUAUGACCUAAGGAUCAACUUGGAGGAUUUUGAAGGGAGCCACCGCUUUGCUGUCUAUAAAAACUUCAAAGUAUUAAGUGAAGAGGACAAAUAUCAGUUGCGCUUCGGGGAGUACAGAGGCAAUGCUGGCAAUGCGCUGGCAGGAACCGACCAUCCCGAGGAGAAGUGGUGGGCUAGCCAUCAAGGCAUGCGGUUCAGCACCUUUGACCAAGAUAACGACCGCUACGAACGCAACUGUGCCAAGGAAGACAAAGCUGGUUGGUGGUUUAACAGAUGUCACUCUGCGAACCUGAAUGGGAAGUACUACCCGGGUCCCUACAGCGAUGUGACCGACAACGGGGUAGUGUGGUACAGCUGGCAUGGAUGGUGGUAUUCCCUGAAGUCUGUUGUUAUGAAGAUCAGACCUGCACACUUCGAGAUCAAUGAAAUCUAGAGACAUAUAUUUCCACCACAGUCAUAUGAUGCUGGCAAUGCCAUCUCUGACACAAAAGCAAUAAUUUGCCUAUACCCUAAUAUUAUCAACAAAAUAAACCGCUUACCUUGAAUAAAGUUAUUAAGUUGCAAAGAAUGUUGGGUUCUUUGUUGUGGUCUAGGCUACGUUAUUUUAGACGACUCCUGUGAAUGAAUGAAUAUGUGACUAGGCUUUUGUAAACCAGGACCUGUGACUUUUUUCCCGAU
Messenger RNA from Engraulis encrasicolus (European anchovy), 1386 nucleotides. RefSeq names its product fibrinogen-like 1 (gene fgl1). The record is from RefSeq and is a predicted model, not a curated record. The transcript is spliced from 8 exons. Bases 209 to 1141 code for a protein of 310 amino acids. Gene Ontology annotation, biological process: blood coagulation. NCBI's taxonomy places the organism in Eukaryota, Metazoa, Chordata, Actinopteri, Clupeiformes, Engraulidae.